Messenger RNA from Hippoglossus stenolepis (Pacific halibut), 624 nucleotides. Its product is annotated as tripartite motif-containing protein 29-like. The transcript has a single exon. Gene Ontology annotation, molecular function: zinc ion binding. The record is from RefSeq and is a predicted model, not a curated record. NCBI's taxonomy places the organism in Eukaryota, Metazoa, Chordata, Actinopteri, Pleuronectiformes, Pleuronectidae. The coding region runs from base 196 to 624 and encodes 142 amino acids.
CAAACAGAGUCAGUCACACAGUUUCACUGAAGCUGUUCACUUCGGGAGCUCGUCUGGUUUCUUCUCCUGCUUCUGUUCAGUCUUUUUCUCGGCCUUUUGAUCUCAGUCCAUUUUACCAAGAGGGUAACAUAUUUGCUGUUGAGCUAAAUCCCCUGUGGAUUUUGAAUCAACAUUUUGUGACUUCUGGUAGGAAGAAUGUCACACCCCAGCACUCUGGAUUUGGACAGAAGCAGCGUCCUGGAGAAAUCUCGUCGCUCCAGCAGUCGGAGCCUGCCCCGGGCCCAGGCCAAGCCCGGGGAGGUCCUGUGUGACUUCUGCACAUCAGGGAGGGAGAAGGCCGAGAAGUCCUGCCUGGUGUGCCUGGCGUCCUACUGCGAGGCUCAUCUCCAGUCCCACUAUGACUAUCCCGCCUUGAUGAAGCACAAGCUGGUCAAAGCCACAGGUCAGAUGAGGGAGAAGAUCUGUGCACAGCACGAUAAGCUGCUGGAGGCUUUUUGUCGUGCUGACGACACAUCCGUGUGUGUGCUGUGCAUGAUGGAUGAACACAAACAUCACGACAUCGUCCCGGCUGGAACUGAAAGGACAGAGAAACAAGUGAGUGGAAGAAACAAUCUGUCAAGUUGA